This is a messenger RNA of Clupea harengus (Atlantic herring), 1205 nucleotides long. RefSeq names its product growth differentiation factor 3 (gene gdf3). Gene Ontology annotation, cellular component: extracellular region. NCBI's taxonomy places the organism in Eukaryota, Metazoa, Chordata, Actinopteri, Clupeiformes, Clupeidae. Gene Ontology annotation, molecular function: cytokine activity; growth factor activity. The record is from RefSeq and is a predicted model, not a curated record.
ACAAAGGGCAUCGACUGGAUGCCCAUUGUGUAGUAUGGCGGGGUCAACUUUUACCCUGAUGUUUUUAAUCGUUAUCAUUUGGAUUGUGUCUGCUUUUAACAUUAGUGAUAAUCCAGAGUUUCAAGAGCAGUUAAUUUUAAAGACGUUGGGUCUGUCUAGUCGACCUAGGCCGUCAGCGCAUGGCGCUGUUCCUCCACUGCUUUGGAAGAUUUUCAAAAAGGCCCAUUCGGAGGAUAACGCUGUAUCGACAAAUGACCCAUGCGUGGUUUCAGAGUUUGGGGUGCGGGGCAACAUAGUGCGAUUUGUCCAAGAUCAAGGUAGAAUAAUCCCGGGAUCCAACAGCCACUGCUCCAAAUGUGUGGAGAAGCAUCUGUUUUUCAACAUGUCUGUGCUCGAGAAAAUUGAGCAACUCUCAUUUGCACAGCUGGAAAUUAAGUUCAAGCAAGACUUUUCUCGCGUGUCACAGGACCUCGGUCAGCGCGCCUUUAGUAUGUCGCUUUUUAAAGUUCUGAAGACCACACUUAAAGGGGUGAAUCACGGUUCCACUCGACAACUGCUCUUCUCUCAGUCUGUGCAACUAACCUCUGGGUCUGUACGCUUUAAUUUGACUGACAUAGCAGAAUCUUGGAGAAAACCCAGCAAGAACUAUGGGAUGAUUCUCAUUUUACACCCAAGCCAGUUAACCAACACUUUAGACCCACUUUAUUUUGACAUUGAUAAUGUGAUUUCGCAUCAGUAUGUAGGUACAGUUCCAGAAUUCUAUACGUCGCUGGUAGUCGUGUCUUUGAACCCACUCCACUGCAGAUCGAGGAGAAAGAGAAGUGCUUAUUAUCUACCGGUCACGCCCAGUAACGUCUGCAAACCGAGACGGUUGUAUAUCGACUUCAAGGAUGUUGGAUGGCAAGACUGGAUCAUCGCGCCUCAGGGAUAUGUGGCUAAUUAUUGCCAUGGAGAGUGUCCCUUCCCCUUGAGCGAAAGUCUUAAUGGGACCAACCACGCCAUCCUGCAGACUUUAGUCCAUUCCUUUGAUCCGAAGGGCACCCCACAACCCUGCUGUGUUCCAAUUAAGUUGUCCCCCAUUUCUAUGUUGUAUUAUGACAACAAUGACAAUGUUGUCCUAAGGCAUUAUGAGGACAUGGUUGUGGAUGAAUGUGGCUGCAGAUGAUUUCCCCCCCAGAAAAAUGUUAUGUACUUUUUUGUGUUUC